Caenorhabditis angaria is the source of this 1675-nucleotide messenger RNA. The record is from the annotation of a GenBank genome assembly. Lineage: Eukaryota; Metazoa; Nematoda; Chromadorea; Rhabditida; Rhabditidae.
AUGUCAACUCGAAGUUUACACUAUGUGUUCAAAAUUGCGAAUCGUCAAAAAACGAUCGAUUUUUAUACGAAAACACUUGGAAUGAAGAUUUUGAGACAUGAAGAAUUUGAAAAAGGAUGUGAAGCAACUUGUAAUGGACCAUUUGAUGGUUGUUGGUCAAAAACAAUGAUUGGAUAUGGAAAUGAAGAUGAUCAUUUUGUUAUUGAAUUGACUUAUAAUUAUCCAAUUCAUCAAUAUGAUCAAGGAAAUCAUUUUAAGGUAAAUUAUCGAUUCAUGAAGUUUUUAUGUAGUUUAGAAACUAGAAUAUGAACUAACUUUGUAAAUGUAAAAGAUGCUUCUCAACUUUAAACUCACAAAUUCUUUAUUCAAAAUUUUUAAAGACUUGGAAUUUUUUAAGAAACUUCUCAAAAAUAUUGAGCUCAACAUUUUGUUUUGAAAAUUACAUUGUAUACUUUUUUGCCAAUUUAAAAAAUAAAUUUGUAAUUUCUAAAAAUCCAGAGAUUUUCCUUCAGAAAUGUGAAAAUUAUAAAAUUUCAAUCCUGAAAAAUUCUAGAAAAACUACUAAAAAAUGUGAAAAUCGUCUUCAAAUUGAAAUUUCAGGCAAUUAUCAUCGAUUCGGAUGAAAUAUACAACAAAGUGCUCGAAAUUCCUCACGAAAAAACCAAAAAUUGUGGAAGAUUGAGAGUUUCGGAUCCAGAUGGACAUUCUUUUAAAAUUAGAAAAGGAGAAGGCACAAAAAUAUCGAAUGUUCAAAUUCAUGUUUCAAAUUUGGAAAAAUCUACAGGUACUUUAUUGUUAGAAAAUUUUGAGAAAAAUACAUAUUUCAUUCAGAAUACUAUCGAGAUAUCCUUGGAAUGUCAACAAUAUCCCAAACUUCAACAUCAACAAAACUCACAUUUUCCGCCGCCGAAAAUCAAUGUAUUCUCGAAUUAUCAAAACUCGAAAAACCAAUCAAUCGAGGAAAUGCUUUUGGAAGAAUCGCAUUCUCAUAUCCUGGGUCGAAGCUUCUCGAAUUGCAAGGAAAAGUGAAAUCAAGUGGAUUUACGAUAAUUAAUGAAAUGAUUACUUUGCAAACACCUGGAAAAGCUGAUGUUCAAGUUGUUAUUUUGGCUGAUCCGGUAAUAGUUCAGGGAAUUUGGGGAAGGGGGAUGAGUAGAAGUUCACGAAAAUUAAUCUGAAUUUUGAAAAAAAAAUCUGGAGCCAAUUUUUCGUACAAUUUUAACACCUAACAAUAUUAAUUUAACGUAAUUUUUUUUUGACAAAAAAUGACGUGGCGAAAGGUUUUCUAAAAAAUACAUGAAGUCUAGAAAUCUCAAAAAUGAUGUUUUCCCAAUUCAAAUAAAUUUUGGGAUUUUUCCUAAAACUACAAAAAAUUCUGUAAACGUUUAGAUCUGACAAAUCAAGUUUUAAAAUCAGAAAUCUCUUCAAAAGUUCACAGUGUUCCUUUUUGAUCUAUACUGUUUUCUUAUCAAAGUUUGAUCGAAAAACCGUGAUUUGAAACUAUUCAAAUAUUAGUCAUACAAAAAAUUCGGAAACUUUGUUUCUCUUCCAGGACAAUCACGAGAUUUGUUUUGUUGGCGACGAAGGAUUUCGAGAUUUGAGUAAAGUCGAUCCAAAAGCCACUGAAUUAUUGGAAAAACAUAUGAAAACGGAUGACAGCGAAAAAUGGUAUUAA